UUGUUUUUACAGAGAUUGCCUUAUCACACCAUUCCAUGCCAUGCCCGAUUCAUGUGUGUGAGUUCUUCCAUCCAAACAAAUAAGCAAGAAGCACCUGGAUGCAAAAUGCCGCAUCUCGCCUCCUCAGGUAAAGCCUGAACCAAUGGACAAUGAUGAAUGUCAAGAAGAAAUGGAUAUAAAAUAUGAGAUUGACAUUGACUACACCAUGUCCUGGCUUGGAAAGCAGGAGAGUCUGGAUGAAGAACAGGUGUCAUCAAACCAUGCACAAAAGGGUGAAACAAUCCCAGUUGAUGAAGGUAGAGGCUCUAUGGAAAACGAAUGCAAGGAAAAAGAUGGACUAUCCAACAAAGAGACAACUCUACCCACUGCCUAUGUCAAACUAGAUCGCAAUGAAGUGCUCGAUAGAAUCGUCACAGCCUUAAACCAGAGUCAGAGCUCAAAUGAUGAUUUUGAGCCAUCAUUAGCUGGCAGUGGGAGUGAUUCCUCUGCUGAAGAAGAGGAAGAAUGUAACAAUGAAGAAAUGAGAAGAGAAGAAGAUGUCAUAGAAGAGAGGGUGUCAGGAAAAACAACUCUCAAGAAAUCUCAUAUGUGUAAACUAUGUACAAAACGUUUCUCUCAUUCUAGUGAAUUGACUGUUCAUAAUAGGCGUAUUCACACCAAAGAGAAGCCUUUCCAGUGUACUGUCUGUGCUAAAAGCUUCUCUACUUCUAGUGAUUUGACUUGUCAUCUGCGAACUCACACCAAAGAGAAGCCCCACCAGUGUACAGUCUGUACAAAAAGGUUUUCCUCUUCUUGUGAAGUAACUGUCCAUAUGCGAACUCAUACCAAAGAGAAGCCUUACAAAUGUAAAAUCUGUGAAAAAAGGUUUUCUACUUCGGGUCAAGUGACUCGUCAUAUGCGAACUCACACUAAAGAAAAGCCUUUCCAGUGUACAGUCUGUUCAAAAAAGUUUUCUACCUCUAGUGAAGUGACUAUUCAUAUGCGAGCCCAUACCAAAGAGAGGCCUUACCCAUGUACAGUAUGUACAAAAAAGUUUUCCACUUCUGGUCAAGUGACUGUUCAUAUGCAAACUCACACUAAAGAAAAGCCUUUACAGUGUACAGUCUGUUCAAAAACGUUUUCCACCUCUAGUGAAGUGACUCGUCAUAUGCGAACUCACACUAAAGAAAAGCCUUUCCAGUGUACAGUCUGUGCUAAAAGCUUCUCUACCUCUAGUGAUUUGACUCGUCAUCUGCAAAUUCAUACCAAAGAGAAGCCCCACCAGUGUACAGUCUGUACAAGAAGGUUCUCCUCUUCUUGUGAAGUGACUGUCCAUAUGCGAACUCAUACCAAAGAGAAGCCUUACAAAUGUAAAAUCUGUGAAAAAAGGUUUUCUACUUCGGGUCAAGUGACUCGUCAUAUGCGAACUCACACUAAAGAAAAGCCUUUCCAGUGUACAGUCUGUUCAAAAAAGUUUUCUACCUCUAGUGAAGUGACUAUUCAUAUGCGAGCACAUACCAAAGAGAGGCCUUACCCAUGUACAGUAUGUACAAAAAGGUUUUCUACUUCUGGUCAAGUGACUCGUCAUAUGCGAACUCACACUAAAGAAAAGCCUUUCCAGUGUACAGUCUGUUCAAAAAAGUUUUCUACCUCUAAUGAAGUGACUGUUCAUAUGCGAGCCCAUACCAAAGUGAGGCCUUACCCAUGUACAGUAUGUACAAAAAGGUUUUCCACUUCUGGUCAAGUGACUGUUCAUAUUAUGCGAAUUCAUACCAAAGUGAGGCCUUACCAAUGUACAGUCUGUACAAAAAGGUUUUCCACUUCUGGUCAUGUGACUUGUCACAUGCGAACUCACACUUAAGAGGUACCCUACCAGUGUACAGUCUGUACUAAAAGGUUCUCCCAGUCUGUUGUUUUGACUUGGCAUAUUCAUACCCACUCAGUUUAGAUAUAAUAUCUUCAAACAAAAUUUCUUCCUCAUUGAUGUGUUGCUUGUGUGAUAUGUUUUCGAAAAUAGUAAGCCUUUGUUUUAAAUCUUAACUAUAGAGAGGUCCAUGUUAUAAUGUCAGUGUUUGAUUAGCAAUGGUAUUGCUAAUCUUGUCUAUCAUUCAACAAAGUGGAUAGUGCUAUCUCUUUCUCGCUUUGCUCUGUUGCCAGAUUGUCUCAACAAUGUAGAACUAAUAAUUAUUCAACAAAAUAUCACAUCUUAAUUAUGAAAUUAUUGAAAAAUAUUAUUUCUUGCUUAAUAAAAUAUAAAUGAUUAUUUCAAACUGAAAUGAAAAGUUAAUAUUACAUCAAUAAGCCUGUAUCAGUUUUGUCUAUAGAAGGCAUUGACAAGAUGGAGUAUCGGCAACGUUGCUCUCCUAUCUUCCACCAAUUCUAUUAUAACAUGGAUCUCACUAUAAUGUUAGUUUUUAUAUAGUUACAUAAAGGUAAUAAAAAUAAAAUUUCCAGUGCCCUUUUUUGAAAUUGUUUACUUCUGACAUGUUUCGGCCAUGAUGCCAUUAUGGUGUUCCAUGGUGCUUGGAGAGUGGAGAGUCCCUCAGUUGAGAUUUAUUGCCGACAUCAUUGUCUUAAUAGAUAAGGGUAUGUUAGCUUCUUGAACUAAGCCUGUUCUGGCAUCCAUCUUUCUUUUCAGCCUGUCUAUACAUAUCUUGUCUUCUGGCUCAUCCAAUCCAGGUCUCAAUACAAGACGUUAACUUGACAGUGAUAUUUGAUAGUAAAGUCCCCAGGCCACGCUGCAGUUGGGGAAGGUUAGGUGAUGGGGCCGCCAUUGCACUGCACAGGGUUAUCUUCCCAGGCUCAUCUGCCUAAAGAGAUUUUUUUUCAAAUUUAUAAUAUUAAUAAAUGUUGAAGACAAGCUACAUCAUACUCUGGUACAAUAUUGCUUUUUUAUAUAAAUUAUUGUUAUAUUUAUAUCUUCUUGCUGUAAUGAAUGAUGAAAUCACGAAUAACCUGUCAUUUAUGUAUAAUAAUGAAUGUUAGUGUAAUUCAUUAAUUAUUAAUUUCAUAUAAUUUAAAAAACAUGUAUUUCAAUAAAUUCACCAUCAUAUCACUAGCAAUAUUGUUAGUUUCUUGGUUUGUGAGCUUUGAAAUAGUAUUUGUUUCAUUCAUUGUUGUUGAAAAUAUGAAAGUUUUGUUUUAGUGUUAUGUAUAAUAAUGAAUGUCAGUGUAAUACUUCUCAUAUCAUUUAAAUAGGUAUCAUGUAUUGAAAUUAAUUCACCAUCAUUUCACCAGUAAUAUUGUAAGAAUUGAGUAUCACCAUAUAACUUCCUACAAACUGGCUACUGAAAACAUGAGUCAGAAUGAUUUUAUUCUGUUGCCAACCCAGUUAAAAUAAGAGCAGGCACUUAGCCUAUUCAAGAAAAGUACUGGUUGAUUGAUGAAUAUCCAUAUAGUUGGUAAGCUGUAAUAGAAUUAAACCAUGCUUCUUCGUUUUAAAAAGUUGACCUUCUUCAAAGCCAACCACUUACUAUCCUAUUACGUUUACAUACAUUUAUUUAUUUAUUUAUUUAUUCCAUAAAAACAUAGAAAGGCUCACAGACAAACUCCAGUACGAGCCUUAAUGACACAUUUGAUAGUGUAACGUUACAAUUAAAAAAGAAAAUAAGAGAAAAGAAAAUAAUAUCGCAAUUCAUUAAAUAUUCACAAUUCAGUAGGCUAUAACUAAUGAGAUUAGAAGAGAACGAUUAUAUUGGUCAGAUUCAGAAAGUUAGUAAAAGGGUAUAGGAUGAAAAAUAUUUAAAUAAAAAGAAAGAAGAAACAGUUGAAAAAAAGGAGAGUUAGUAGAGCUCAAAAAUAAUAAUUUAUUCAUCAAUUGAGCAGCAUAAUUUUUCACAAGAUUUUUUACUGUAUAAUUACUGUAUAGGCUACAGUAAUAAAUAAAGCAAAAACGUUUUGAUUGGUCUUGAUUUUAUUUUAAAUUAUGUCUAUUGUAUUGUUAGAUUUAGUCUAUUAUUUGUCGAUUGGUGAACUUGUAUGACAAUUUUAUUUAUCAAUAAAAGAGCAUAUGACAUGUGUAAAAUUGUAAAAUA
Molecule: messenger RNA, 4013 nt
Organism: Nilaparvata lugens (brown planthopper)
Lineage: Eukaryota; Metazoa; Arthropoda; Insecta; Hemiptera; Delphacidae
Product: zinc finger protein 883-like
Exons: 5
Coding region: 143-1840 (565 amino acids)
Biological process (GO): regulation of transcription by RNA polymerase II
Molecular function (GO): DNA-binding transcription factor activity, RNA polymerase II-specific; RNA polymerase II cis-regulatory region sequence-specific DNA binding
Source: RefSeq, a predicted model, not a curated record